CAGAACACACUGUUCUCCGUUACCCAGAAUGCCUGGUUUGUUGCUGGCUGAUCGAGGAGUGACUGACUGGCUAGCUGGCUAGCUAGUACAUAUGCCCUACUUGUUGUACUAGCUAUGCAUUUUAAUGUAAUAACUAACGUUAGUGAAUAGCCGAGUGAAACGAAUAAGAGAACUACAACACUGGGGUUGACAUAAUUGCGGCAAUGCCUCUCUUCACGUCCAAUCCAUUUGAGCAAGAUGUUGAGAAAGCCACCAGUGAGAUGAACACAGCGGAGGACUGGGGCCUCAUCCUGGACCUUUGUGAUAAGAUAGGACAGUCUCGCUCUGGGCCUAAAGAAUGUCUUCGGUCCAUUAUGAGACGAGUCAACCACAAGGAUCCCCAUGUUGCCAUGCAGGCUCUGACGCUACUUGGUGCCUGUGUUUCAAACUGUGGGAAGAUAUUUCAUCUAGAGGUGUGCUCCAGAGAGUUUGCCAGUGAGGUCAGCAACGUUCUAAACAAGGGCCACCCUAAGGUAUGUGAGAAGCUGAAGGCACUGAUGGUAGAGUGGGCAGAGGACUUUAGGAAUGACCCUCAGCUCAGCCUGAUUUCAGCCAUGAUCAAGAACCUCAGGGAACAGGGGGUCACCUUCCCUGCUGUGGGCUCUCAGGCUGCAGAGAAAGCUAAAGCAAGUCCUGCUUUAGUGGCAAAGGAUCCAUCCACCUUAACCAACAAGAAGGAGGAGGAAGACCUGGCUAAAGCCAUAGAGUUGUCUCUAAAGGAGCAGCGUAGUCAGCCCGGCUCGGGGCUGUCUGGGUCUGGUUUGUACCCCAGCGCCUCUUUCCUCUCUUCCCAGAAGUCUGAGGGCAGGAAGGUCAGGGCCAUCUAUGACUUUGAGGCUGCAGAGGACAACGAGCUCACCUUCAAGUCUGGAGAGAUCAUCACUAUCCUGGACGACAGUGACCCCAACUGGUGGAAAGGAGAAACGUAUCAGGGAGUUGGACUAUUCCCCUCAAACUUUGUAACGGCUGAUCUGACUGCAGAGCCUGAGAUGAUGAAGACAGAAAAGAAGACAGUACAAUUCAGUGAGGAGGUCCAAGUGGAGAGCAUAGAGCCUGAGCCUGAACCGGUCUACAUAGACGAGGAGAAAAUGGACCAGCUGCUGCACAUGAUCCAGAGUGCAGAUCCAACAGACAACCAGUCUGAUGCCUGUGAGCUGCUGCAGCUAGAGGGUGCCUGCAACCAGAUGUGUCCCCUCAUUGAUCAGAAGCUUGAGAGCACUGACAGGAAGCAUUCGGAGCUGUCAGAGCUGAAUGUGAAGUUGAUGGAGGCUCUGUCUCUUUAUGCUAAGCUUAUGAAUGAGGACUAUGCCAUGUACACAAAGCUACAGACCCAGCAGUACUACAUGCAUCAAUCUGCCAACACAGCACAACAGGUGUACCCGGGUCAGUCUGGAGGGUCCUAUGGGAUGAGCGGUCCAGGAGGGGUACAGCAGGGAUACAGUGUUUCUCUGGAGCAGCUACAGACUGGCCAGCCAGCACCCAGUGAUGUCCAUAUGUACAUGGGCCAGCCUCCAGUCUACAGUCCAGCUGCAGAGGGCAUGUCCUACCAGCCUCCAGCCAAUCAGCCAUCCAGCUACAGCUCCAUCCCCAACCCUGGCCAGAGCCUUCCACACCCACCUGACACACAGCAGCACCCUUACCCCGAGAAGGCUCUUCUAUAGAAAACACUACGCCACGCACUACGCUACGCUACACCAUGCUACACCACGCUACACUCCACGCUACAAGCUACGCCAUGCUACACGCUAUGCCACGCUACGCCAUGCCACACUACACACUACGCCAUGCUACACGCUACGCCAUGCUACACGCCACACUACACCACGCUUCGCCAUGUUACACGCCACACUACACCACGCUACGCCAUGCUACACACCACGCGCACACUACAUUUACAUUUAAGUCAUUUAGCAGACGCUCUUAUCCAGAGCGACUUACAAAUUGGAAAGUUCAUACAUAUUCAUCCUGGUCCCCCCGUGGGGAAUGAACCCACAACCCUGGCGUUGCAAGCGCCAUGCUCUACCAACUGAGCCACACGGGACCAUUACAAACUACACACGCCCAUACUACAAACUACACACUGCAAACUACACACACCCACACUGCAAACUACACACGCCACACUGCAAACUACACACGCCGCACUGCAAACUACACACGCCACACAAACACUACAAAUUACACACACAGGUACACAUUUACAAAUACACAAGUAGACUUGGACACAUUCUGCAUACUCAGUCAUUUCAUCUCUCUGUCAUUUCAUCUCUGUCAUUUCAUCUCUCUCUCUCUCUUUCUCUGUCAUUUCAUCUCUCUGCCAUUUCAUCUCUCUCUCUCUUUCUGUGUCAUUUCAUUUCUCUCUCUCUGUUAUUUCAUUUCUCUCUGUUAUUUCAUUUCUCUCUGUCAUUUCAUUUCUCUCUGUCAUUUCAUCUCUCUCUGUCAUUUCAUUUCUCUCUGUCAUUUAAUCUCUGUCACUCACCCUAAAAGUGCAGAACCAUGAAGCCCGUGUGGAGUGUCCAGCAUAUGAACAGACAGUGAUGUUCCACAUCAUGAAGAGAAGCAGCAACUUGUUUAUCUUUUCUUUUUUUAAAGGAAACUGAAAAUGUCAUGCUACUUCCUUCUUUCUUAUCGUUUUAGAAAUAAAUUGAAGCCACUUUCGGGAUGAGAAAAUAGUGAAACAUGCAGACAUUGUAUAAAUGUACUGGUGCCGUACUACAGGGCAUUCGGAAAGUAUUCAGACCCCUUGACAUUUUCCACAUUUUGAUACGUUACAGCCUUAUUCUAAAAUUGAUUAAAUUACUUUUUUCCCUCGUCAAUCUACACACAAUACCCCAUAAUGACAAAGCAAAAACGGGUUUUUAGAGAUUUUUGAAAAUGUAUAUAAAAUGUAAAAAAAGAUACCUUAUUUACGUAAGUAUUCAGACCUUUUGCGACUCGAAAUUGAGCUCGGGUGCUUCCUGUUUCCGUUGAUCAUCCUUGAUGUUUCUACAACUUGAUUGGAGUCCACCUGUGGUGAAUUUAAAUUGAUUGGACAUGAUUUGGAAAGGCCCACACCUGUCUAUAUAAGGUCCCCACAGUUGACGGUGCAUGUCAGAGCAAAAACCAAGCCAUGAGGUGGAAGGAAUUGUCCGUGAAGCUCUGAGACAGGAUUGUGUCGAGGCACAGAUCUGGGAAGGGUACCAAAACAUUUCGGCAGCAUUGAAGCUUUCCAAGAACACAGUGGCCUCCAUUUUUAAAUUGAAGAAGUUUGGAACCACCAAGACUCUUCCUAGAGCUGGCCACCCGGCCAAACUGAGCAAUCGGGGAGAAGGGCCUUGGUCUGGGAGGCGACCAAGAACCUGAUGGUCACCCGAUGACAGAGCUCCAGAGUUCCUCUGUGGAGAUGGGAGAACCUUCCAGAAAAACAACUGUCUCUGCAGCACUCCACCAAUCAGGCCUUUAUAGUAGAGUUGCCAGACGGAAGCCUCUCAGUAAAAUGGCAGCCCGCUUGGCAUUUGCCAAAAGGACUUUCAGACCAGAAGAUUUUCUGGUCCGAUGAAACCAAGAUUGAACUCUUUGCCUGAACGCCAAGCGUCACAUCUGGAGGAAACCUGGCACCAUCCCUACGGUGAAGCAUGGUGGUGGCAGCAUCAUGCUGUGGGGAUGUUUUCCAGCGGCAGGGACUGGGAGACUAGUCAGGAUCGAGGAAAAGAUGAAUGGAGCAAAGUACAGAGAGAUCCUUGAUGAAAACCUGCUCAGGACCUCAGACUGGGGUGAAGGUUCACCUUCCUACAGGACAACGACUCUAAGCACACAGCCAAGACAACGCAGGAGUCCUUGAGUGGCCCAGCCAGAGCCCGGACUUGAACCCAAUCGAACAUCUCUGGAGAGACCUGAAAAUGGCUGUGCAGCAACGCUCCCCAUCCAAGAUUGAGAGGAUCUGCAGAGAAGAAUGGUAGAAACUCCCCAAAUACAUGUAUGCCAAGCUUGUAGAGUCAUACCCAGGCCGUAAUCGCUGCCAAAAGUGCUUCAACAAAGAGUCUGAAUAGACCGUUUUUGCUUUGUCAAUAGGGGGUAUUGUGUGUAGAUUGCUGAGAAGAAUUAUUAUUAUUUUUAUCUGUUUUAUAAAAAGGUUGUAACAGCAAAAUGUGCAAAAAGUGAAGGGGUCUAAAUACUUUCCGAAUGCACUGUAUAUUGUACUGGUGAGAUAUACUGUACUAGUCAUAUGAUAUAGUACAUGUAUACAGUACUGGUGAUAUACUGUACUAGCCAUUUAAAAUAGUAUAGUACAUUUAUACUCUACUGGUACUAUAUACUAUACUAGUCAUAUGAUAUAGUACAUAUAUACAGUACUGGUGAUAUACUGUACUAGUCAUGAUAUAGUAUAAUACAUAUAUUCUUUACUAGUGCAGUAUAGUGCAUAUAUACAUACAUACACACUACAUGACCAAACGUAUGUGGACACCUGUUUCUCGAACAUCUCAUUCCAACAUCAUGGGCAUUAAUAUGGAGUUGGUCCCCCCUUUUCCGCUAUAACAGCCUCCACUCUUCUGGGAAGGCUUUCCACUAGAUGUUGGAACAUUGCUGCUAUAACAGCCUCCACUCUUCUGGGAAGGCUUUCCACUAGAUGUUGGAACAUUGCUGCUAUAACAGCCUCCACUCUUCUGGGAAGGCUUUCCACUAGAUGUUGGAACAUUGCUGCUAUAACAGCCUCCACUCUUCUGGGAAGGCUUUCCACUAGAUGUUGGAACAUUGCUGCUAUAACAGCCUCCACUCUUCUGGGAAGGCUUUCCACUAGAUGUUGGAACAUUGCUGCUAUAACAGCCUCCACUCUUCUGGGAAGGCUUUCCACUAGAUGAUGGAACAUUGCUGCUAUAACAGCCUCCACUCUUCUGGGAAGGCUUUCCACUAGAUGUUGGAACAUUGCUGUUAUAACAGCCUCCACUCUUCUGGGAAGGCUUUCCACUAGAUGUUGGAACAUUGCUCCUAUAACAGCCUCCACUCUUCUGGGAAGGCUUUCCACUAGAUGUUGGAACAUUGCUGCUAUAACAGCCUCCACUCUUCUGGGAAGGCUUUCCACUAGAUGUUGGAACAUUGCUCCUAUAACAGCCUCCACUCUUCUGGGAAGGCUUUCCACUAGAUGUUGGAACAUUGCUGCUAUAACAGCCUCCACUCUUCUGGGAAGGCUUUCCACUAGAUGUUGGAACAUUGCUGUGGGGACUUGCUUCCAACCAGCAACAAGCAUUAAUGAGGUCGGGCACUGAUGUUGGGCGAUUACGCCCGGCUCUCAGUCGGGGUUCCAAUUCAUCCCAAAAGUGUUCGAUGGGUUUGAGAUCAGGGCUCUGUGCAGGCCAGUCAAGUUCUUCCACACCGUCCUCGACAAACCUUUUCUGUAUGGACCUUGCUUUAUCCACGGGGGCAUUGUCAUGCUGAAACAGGAAAAGGACUUCCCCAAACUGUUGCCACAAAGUUGGACGCACAGAAUCGUCUAGAAUGUAACUGUAUGCUGUAGCAUUAAGAUUUUCCUUCACUGGAACUAAGGGGCCUGAACCAUGAAAAACAGCCCCAGACCAUUAUUCCUCCUCCAACCAACUUUACAGUUAACACUAUGCAUUCGGGCAGCCGUUGUUGCUCCUAGAAGUUUCCACUUCACAAUAACGCCACUUACAGUUGACCGGGGGCAGCUCUAGCAGGGCAGACAUUUGACGAACUGACUUGUUGGAAAUGUGGCAUCCUAUGACGGUGUCACGUUGAAAGUCACUGAGCUCUUCAGUAAGGCCAUUCUACUGACAAUGUUUGUCUAUGGAGAUUGCAUGGCGAUGUGCUCAAUUUUUAUACACUUGUCAGCAAUGGGUGUUGCCGAAAUAGCUGAAUCCACUAGUUUGAAGGGGUGUCCGCAUAUUUUUGUAUGUGUAGUGUGUGUACUGUACUGGUGAUACGUACUGUACUAGUAAUAUGAUGAAGUGUGUAUAUAUAAUGUACUAUUGAAUGAUAUAGUAUACGUACUGUACUAGUAAUAUUAUAUAGCAUAUAUAGUGUCCUGAGUGUUUGUCUGUCCAGGUCUGAUGGGGUGUGUGUGUGUGUGUGUGUGUGUGUGUGUGUGUGUGUGUGUGUGUGUGUGUGUGUGUGUGUGUGUGUGUGUGUGUGUGUGUGUGUGUGUGUGUGUGUGUGUGUGUGUGUGUUUCCUGAACAAAACAACAAGCAGCAAUUGCCCCUGCUCUCCUGGACAUGUGAACACUGACGUAGUCCCUGGGGACAGGAAGUACACUACAGGAAGUACACUACUCUAGUGCAGAGUCGUAUGAGGCAGCCCUAUGAAGCGGACAUGUGAACACUGGCGUAGUCCCUGGGGACAGGAAGUACACUACAGGAAGUACACUACUCUAGUGCAGAGUCUUAUGAGGCAGCCCUAUGAAGCUCGGGCCAAAGUACUGAACGAUGAAUAGAUUUCCAUUUGAGAUCCACCUCCAGGGAUCUGACUAAUUCUGCUGUUGUCUUUUAAGCUUCUCUUGCCAGUGUUAAAUUGCUAGGUUUUUUUUAUAGUGUGUUUUAAUUUAUAUUUGAUUAUUGUUAUGCUAUUUUUACAUGCACAGUACUUUACAGAAUUUGUCAUGAUAGAAAGUGAAUGUGAUGUCCUUCCUGAUUUUAGGUCUAUAUUUAAAUAGCUCAUAAGAAGUAUUCUCUCAUUUUAACCCUUUAGAUCCAGGAGCUGCUGUUCAUCUCAAUGUAUGUAUCUAACCUUAACUACCCCUUAUAGACUGGCCUCUGACUGUAUUUAUCUGAAGUAGAACCGAGCAAUAGGUCUGUGGAUGAAGGUUAUGUUUAUAUAACUAAAGAAUCCUGUCAUUUCAAGUCUGGGGAAUGUCGUUUACUGUGUUGUCUUCUACUGCCCCCUAGCUCUGGUCCAUACUGUCACUACGUUCUCUACUGCCCCCUAGCUCUGGUCUAUACAGUCACUACGUUCUCUACUGCCCCCUAGCUCUGGUCUAUACAGUCACUACGUUCUCUACUGCCCCCUAGCUCUGGUCUAUACAGUCACUAUGUUAUCUACUGCCCCCUAGCUCUGGUCUAUACAGUCACUAUGUUCUCUACUGCCCCCUAGCUCUGGUCUAUACAGUCACUACGUUCUCUACUGUCCCCUAGCUCUGGUCUAUACAGUCACUACGUUCUCUACUGCCCCCUAGCUCUGGUCUAUACUGUCACUACGUUCUCUACUGCCCCCUAGCUCUGGUCUAUACUGUCACUACGUUCUCUACUGCCCCCUAGCUCUGGUCCAUACUGUCACUACGUUCUCUACUGUCCCCUAGCUCUGGUCUAUACUGUCACUAUGUUCUCUACUGCCCCCUAGCUCUGGUCCAUGCUGUCACUACAUUCUUUACUACCCCGUAGCUCUGGUCCAUACUGUCACUGCAUCCUCUACUCUCCCCUAGCUCUGGUCUAUACAUCCCUGAUACUCAGAGCAUGUAACAGACCUUAAGAGGAUAUAAAUCCCAUUGGAUCAACUGACAGUAUAGUGUAGCAUCAACUGUGAAACGUCAUGCCUGGUUUAACUGUCAUUUAAUAGGAUCUCUAUGGGUUAACCUUUCAAACAUGAUAGUUGUAAAGGUUCUGUUAAAUGUACCCAGCUGUUAAUAUUUACUCUUUUAACCAUGCUUAUUCAUUGGUAUUCACAAUAAAACUAAAAGCCAAAUGUCCAGAA
Molecule: messenger RNA, 7717 nt
Organism: Salvelinus fontinalis (brook trout)
Lineage: Eukaryota; Metazoa; Chordata; Actinopteri; Salmoniformes; Salmonidae
Gene: stam
Product: signal transducing adaptor molecule (SH3 domain and ITAM motif) 1
Exons: 14
Coding region: 204-1700 (498 amino acids)
Biological process (GO): protein transport to vacuole involved in ubiquitin-dependent protein catabolic process via the multivesicular body sorting pathway
Cellular component (GO): ESCRT-0 complex
Molecular function (GO): ubiquitin binding; phosphatidylinositol binding
Source: RefSeq, a predicted model, not a curated record